Molecule: messenger RNA, 2159 nt
Organism: Ruditapes philippinarum (Manila clam)
Lineage: Eukaryota; Metazoa; Mollusca; Bivalvia; Venerida; Veneridae
Exons: 7
Coding region: 215-1591 (458 amino acids)
Source: RefSeq, a predicted model, not a curated record
UACAUUUAUCGCGGUCAGGUGAUAUGUGUGUUUACCUUAGCUUAAUUAUAAAGAACGCUGCUUUAUCUCGUGACCUGUCAUACUCAUGUGACUUCUCGUCCAAGUUAUUUAUAGUAUCACUAAGUGCUUAUUUUGAAAUACAACCAGUAGAUUUACUUAAAACGGGUAUUCUGUUAUAACCAGACGGUAGGUUGUGAAAACAAUAAAGGAUAAAAUGUCUAAAGAACGAGAGGCUUUCCAGCAACGGACUGUUGAACAGACACAGCCCGGCUCAAACCCGCAACCAGCUCCCGUCUUUCAUACGGAGCAAUAUGAUUCGCGUCCGCCACAGACUGGUGCUUACCCAGGACUAACGUACAACACGUCGGCUCCAGGCCCAGCCACAGUUGUACCAGGUCCGGUUACGGCUCCUGUAUAUCCACAGAUUCAUGGAGUGGUGCAAGCGAAGAAGUCCCUCGUGGACUGUUAUAUUCUGUGGUUAAUUCUAGGACUGGUAGGAGCGCAUCAUUUUUACUUACGGAGACCAUAUUUCGGUGUGUUGUAUAUUUUGACGUUUGGCCUGCUAGGAUGGGGUUAUAUCGUAGAUAUGUUCAGGAUGCCGUAUUUAGUGAAGGAGGCUAACAAACGACUGGCUGAUCCUCGAAAAGACAACAAGAAAAAUAUCAGCGAUGCUUAUACUUUAUGGUUCCCAUUCGGACUCUUAGGUUUUCAUCAUUUUUAUCUGAACCGUCCAGGGUUUGGUGCUUUGUACUUUUUCACGUUUGGACUGUUCGGUAUUGGCUGGUUGGUGGACUUGUUUCGUAUCCCGUCUCUAGUGAAGAAUACCAACAAUGAUCCGGAGCUAGAUAAUAAUAAACAUGUUGGUGCAGCCUAUGCUUUAGGAAUGUCUCCUCUCGGAAUCCUCGGAUGUCAUCAUUUCUAUCUGAGAAGGCCAAUAUUUGGUCUGGUCUAUUUCUUUACUUUCGGAAACUUUGGGGUCGGCUGGCUCGUUGACUGGUUCCGUAUGCCCGUGUUAGUGAAACGGACAAAUAAAGAAAUUGCGCUUGGAGACAAGGGAGAAAAACAUGUUGACGAUGCUUAUGUAUUAUGGUUUCCCCUUGGUUUGAUUGGAGCACAUCACUUCUAUCUAAACCGGCCAGUGUGGGGGUUCCUGUAUUUUAUGACAUUCGGAUUGAUGGGUAUAGGGUGGAUUGUUGACGGGUUUAGGAUGCAUUGUCUCGUGAAAGAUUGUAACAAACUGACAGAAGAGAGGAGAAAGUUACCAUUUUAUCGUGGAGGUAGUGCAGGUGUUGUGAUCGCCACCCCUGGCCUUACAGGCACUGAGGGAUAUGCUGCUCCUGUCUAUUUCCCACAACAUCAACUCCCACAACAACAACAACAACAACAAUAUCCACCACAGUAUCAGCAACAUCAGCAGCAGCAGCAGCAGCAGCAGCAGCAACAACAGCAACAACAACAGCAACAACAACAGCAAUACCAGUAUCCCUCUGCCUAUCCAAAUCCCCAGCAAGUACCUUCAUACAUGGAGCAGCCCCCACCAUAUAGCCCUCCGUCAGCACCUGGUCACCCACAGAACGGAACAAAGCAAUAAAAACUAAAAACUGCGCAUGUGCGAAAAUAACAUCCAUGAUGAUCUGAACAAGUUCAAACUGUGAUGACCCAUGACGUUUGAUUGAAGUGUCCCGUCUUUUAUGUCUACAUGUAUUUGUUUUUGUGUUAAUGUGUAAUAGUGCUUGCUUACUAUUUUGCAUUAUGAUGCGUCACUUUUCUAAUUUCACAUUACAAGUCGACACAGUGCUAUGUUCAUAACGAUGUGACACAGCGUUAUUUGCGACACAGCGUUAUUUGCGACACAGCGUUAUUUUAUAUGAGACAGUGAUAUUUAUAUGUGCCAUAAUGAUAUUGUAGUAUGUAAUAUUUUUGAUAUUUUUGUUGUGAUGUAAAUUAUGUUGUGAAAAGUAAUAUACUGAUGAUGAUAAUAAUGAUAUAGGUUUAACUUUAAGGUGGCCAACAUAUAUAUUCUAUGUGACAAAAAUAAAAUCAAAUCUUAGCAGUUGCGACACCUUAGAUGUAUGAUGUGCCAUUUGAACGUCGUUUUUAAUGUAUAUCACUUUAUUGUUAUGUAUAUUAUAUUAAUAUUAAAUUUAUUUGUUAAUGUU